This is a messenger RNA of Clonostachys byssicola, 1293 nucleotides long. The record is from the annotation of a GenBank genome assembly. Lineage: Eukaryota; Fungi; Ascomycota; Sordariomycetes; Hypocreales; Bionectriaceae.
AUGCGACUGCCUGGAGCAAGAAUCUACGUUGUCAAUGAAGCGUCUCUGAUUCCUGUUGUGCAAAAGCGUAUCAGGUCCCUGUCAUUCUCGCCCAUCUUGGUUGAAAUGUCUGCUCGUGUUGUUGGCGUCACUCGAAAGACAUGGGAUAUCAUCAAUAGAGACUUUAUGAACGACGACAGUCUUAUUUCUGGUAUGCACACGAUUACACACCAGGCCAUGAGUCCAGGUCCUAAACUCGACCUUUUGACCAGGAAUGCAACGAGAUUCAUCCAAAAGCACCUAGACGAUUAUGCCAGUCAACGCAAUGUCACAAUAAGUUUGAAGGCCUGGGUCGAUCACCAGGUUAUCAUGUCAACAACCGAUUGCUUCUACGGAGCGCACAACCCUUUCCGUGGUCCUAAUGUUGAGGCCCUCUGGCAUGAUUAUGAAACAGGGAUUGUGCCACUCUUGAUAAGUAUAUUUCCGUCAAUAACAGCAGCAAAGCACGUUCGAGCGCGCAGAAUUCUGGUCGAAGCCUUUGAGUCGUACUUUACCCACAUCCGCCAAGCUGAUACCUGCGAUGCAUCGGCAUUAAUCACCGAACGAUUUGAACUGUAUCAGCAGAACGGUAUUCCAAUACCGGAUAUUGCCCGCAUCGAAGUUGGACAAGCCUUAGGGCUUAUAAGCAAUAUGAAACCCGCUGCGUUUUGGUUGCUCUAUCACGUAUUUUCCGACAAAAUAGUUCUUCAGGACUGUAGAGCGGAACUUUCUAGGAUCUGCACUGAAAAGAAUGCAAUUUGCACCAUCAACAUCAGAAACCUGUCGCAGUCGUGCCCUGUUCUUGCGUCAACGUUCCAGGAGGUACUACGUUUUCACGGAACCGGAGUAUCGCCACGCAUGGUGGUUGAAGACGAACGUCUCAAUGGCCAAUACCUCUUGAAAAAGGGAGCCGUCGUGCUGAUACCUGCCUGGGUUCAACACCGCGACAGGGGUAAUUGGGGAGAUGAAGCUGAUGUAUUCAAUCAUAAGCGGUUCGUGAGAGAGCCAUGCAAGAAACGAAGCCACAACCCCGCCGCCUUUCGAGGAUUCGGGGGUGGUGCAACGCUCUGUCCAGGCCGCCAUUUCGCGACAGCAGAAGUUGUGACCCUGGCCGCACUCGUUAUUCACCGAUUUGACAUGGACCCCGUGGAGGGGAGAUGGACAUACCCAAAGGCGACCAGCUCUAAACCUGGCAUUGCUGUCCACCAGCCAGACGGGGAUCUACGCUUGACACUUUCUCGUCGUUGUCAGAAAGAGUGGGCAGUGCAAGCCUAG